AAGUGAUGGGCAUUGUGUUUUAGUUAUGGUUUUAUCUAAAAACUGAAAAAUAGCGAAGGUGUAAACAGCGAAGCAAACAUGGCGACCAUCAUUUUGUUGCAGGGCAGUGUUGGAUAUGUUUGGCCCUCGUACUAUAGUGUCUGAGAAUAUUUUGUCCUUGACCCACGGUCUGUCGUGCUAUAACGCAUUACGGACUGAAUUGGUGCUUUUAACCACCUGAUUGCAAAACUGUAGAGAAAGAUAAGCUCUUUAUUUCCCUGCUCCUGUCGGCGAGAAAAUCCAAUAUGGCGGCGUCAUCAAACGAAAGCGUGGAAAAGAAAUUUCAAAAUGUCACAAACCGGCAGGAUAGUAUCCAGUCUAUGUCUCUGUGGAUAAUACACCAUAAGAAUCAUUAUAAGAAAAUCGUGGACACGUGGUACAAAGUGCUCAAGAAAGCCAAAACUUCUCAUCGUUUAACCCUGUUCUAUUUGUGCAAUGAUGUUGUUCAAAAUUGCAAGAGGAAAGGUGCUUUGGUCUAUCAAGAUGCAUUUAAAAACAUACUCAAAGAUGCAGUAUUGUUGGUCAGGGAGCAUUCUAUCAAAGCACAGGUUGAACGUCUGAUAACUAUUUGGGAGGACAGGAAUGUAUAUGAUGCAGAGUUCCUGGCUGAACUGCAAGAACUGCUAGUCAAUUCCAAGGUGAGGGCCUCCAUGAAUUCGAAACUAUUAGCGGAAUUCAAGCCCAAGUCUCUCAUCAGUGCCAUCAGCAGUUUUAGGAGGUAUGAAGAUGAGAUCCUUUUAAAACGGAAACAGUUAACCAAUCUACGUUUGGAUGCAGCAAGUGCGGAAGCCAUACAACAACUCAAAGACCGUGCACAUGGGAAAGAGUUUUCUCAGCAGUUUGAAGAUAGCUGUGUUAAAUAUGAAGAGUAUGUGACAUGUCUAGAGAAGGAAAUUAAAGACAGGACAGCACUGAUAGAGUGUUUGGAGAAGAGUGAGAUAUUUUAUGAUGCACAGUAUGGGGAGGUGAAAAUAGUGGCCAACGCCUACAAGAACUUUUCCACCAGAGUUAACAAUGUAAAGAAAAAAUUGGCAGACAAGAAGCUCCUGCUUCCAGGCUCCAUGAGCCCGGUCCCAUCUCCCAGCAUGGACGCCCCCUCCCCAGGGAACACUCCCCCACCUGAUCCUUCCAAAGACAACACGGAGGAGGUGGACAUGGAGCUGUCUGAUGAGGAACUGGAUGCUGGGAAGAUUGUAGCUGCAGAACCUCUGAAAGUGAGCACUUCCAGCAAACCAUUGCCAGUGCCAAUACCCAAUUUCUUAGAACUAAGAAAGAAGGUGCAAAGACAAAAAGAGCAGAGACUGAAAUCAGAGACAGCCAGUACAGCACCGAUUCAGCAACCCACAGCAGCUAAACCUAGUGGAGCAUUAGACAAUAGAAUUGCUGGCAUUGGAGGAGAUAAUUUUAUCCCCGCACUGUCUGUGGCUCAGUCAGUACCAGCAGUGACUCUAAAUGGCUCCCAGAGGCCAAUCAACAACAACACCACCACCAACAGCAAAGGAGAAGAUGGAGGUGGCACUCCACUGAAGGAUGAAGGGAGUUCAACUCCUGUACAAGAUGAAGAUGCUGAUAGUAAAUCUGCCAAAGGACUCACUAAUCCUAUAGAAUUUCUCACAAAGCUAAUCAAUCAGUCACAGAAGUCCGGGAAGACAAAUGCAGCAAGUUUUAUGCAGAACCUGUCUCUGCUUACUCAGAACAUACAAGCCAAAGUGGAGCCAACUGCUGGUGGGCAGCCCAAAGGAGAAGAGAGUAAUUCUAGUACCGAGGACUUUUCUGGGCCCAGUUCAUGGCCCUGGGAGGCUAAGCAGCAGCAAGUGCCACCUCCUGCGUCUGUACCAGGGCUCUCAGUGUCUGCACCUGGGAAUGUUCUACUGCAGAAUACAGCUGUCACACCCCCUGGAGCUCAGAUUACUUCAACAGCUCGACCUUUUCCAGGACCUGGACCCCAAGGUGUCAGUCAACCCCCUCCUAUGCCUAUGGGAGGCCCUAUCCCUUCUGUUGGUCAUAAUAAUCCACCACCUACAAGUUUUCCUUCUCACAUGCCCCCAAAUUCUGCUCCUAUUCAGCCUCGUGGACAGCCAGCUUUUAGCACACCGCCUAAUUUCCAACAGCCACCACGUCAACCUCCUCCUCCUCAAGGGGGGUUUCAAGGGGCUCCCCGCUUUCAGCCUCAGCAACCUCCUCCUCAACGGCAACAGCAGCAGCAGCCCCCACCGCUGCAGCAGCCCCCCUUACGCCCCCUCUCCAUGCCACCCUCUGGACCCUUGCCCAUGUUCCAAAAUCAGCAGUCCACAUCUCCUGUAAUCCCAGGUUUUGAUUUCACCCAACCGCCACCACCUUUUCAGCCCACAUCACCUCAGGUAUCUGGGCCUUCCCGUUUCCCCCCUCCGCAGCAGCAACAGCAGCAGCAACAACAACAGCAACAGCAGAUGUUCGGAGGUCCACCCCCUGCUGGUCCCCCAGUGCCCUCCUUGCAGCAGCCUCAGGCACCCCCUCCCCAGCCCCCAGGUGGUAAUAUUACCCGGAGCUCCAGUCUGGUUGUUAUAUCACCUACCGAGUCUGCCCCUGUGUCUUCGAAUGUCCUCAUGUCGCCGUCACGGGAUUUCUCAUGGCCAGGGCCAGAAUCUACUCCUGUCAAUUCUACUUCACCCUCCUGGCUGACUUCCUCUUCGGCUCCACCCCAAAACGUACCCCCUCCGCUAGGUGUACCCCCACCCCAGCCCCCCAACCACCCCCCAACAAUGCCCCCUAAAAGGGAUCCCAUCUCCGAAGAGCAAAAUGAAUUUAUUGAAAAGCUGAAAAGGAAAACGACGCCAACUCUUCUGACAGGUGCAGCUGAGAAUCCACUUGCUAAGGCAAUAAAAGCGUUACUGAAGACGCCGUCUGACAAAUCUGAACACAAUAAUACAGAUUCGUCAAAGGACGUUAAAAAGAGAAACAGUGUUGACUCUGAUCACAGUUCUAAAGGUAGUGACGAAAAUGACAAAGACCGCUCCUCGAAGCGGCGGAAGAGCAGCACGGAAAACGAGCACAAAUCGCGAUCUCGAUCAAAAUCUCCCAAAGGAGAACCGAUUCAAACACUAAGCAAAGGACCACAGUCGGUGGUGAAAAGAGUAGAUUCGUCCGACUCUAACAGAGAUAGAGACUCGCCUCCAAGAAGAAUAGAGUCGACGGUGAGGCGGACGACAGAUCACGACAAAGACCGGGAUAGGGAACGGGAUCGGAGACUUCCGCCGAGGGAUCCUUAUCACGACAGACGGGACCCUUACUACGAUCGCCGUCUACCGCCUCCCCCGGACCCAUACUACAGAGAACUGUAUUAUGAACGCAUGCGACAUUUCUAUCCGCCGCCUGCGAUGAGAGACCCCUACAGGGACAGGAGGGCUUAUUAUCCUCCCAGACAUUAGAUGACUUCUUCAUUAAGUGCAACCCCUGAAAGGGUUGCUUCACGCGGGUUCUUUUUUUAUUGAGGUAUAAAAUGAAGUAAUUUUUUUAUGGUUAUGAUGAUUAUUUUACAUUUAUCAAAUCUUGCUAAAGACGUGCAAGGCGAAUUGUUAAUGUUAAUUGAAAAAUGAAUUUCAAGUGAUUCGUAUGGAAUGUGAUCAGCUAAAAGGGUUAUUGUGACACUACCGAGUAUUUUAAAAAGAUAACUCGCUAUACGAAUUGGAUGUUUAUUCAUGACAUGUAUAAUGUGAUUGACAACAAACGUGCAAGUGUUGGUGGACGGGAGGUUAUCUUCAAACUAUUUUGGGGAUUUUUCGAUUUCAAAUCGUCGUAAAUGGACAAACGUUGCUCUUGUAUGUUCUGAACUAUUAAAACGCAUUCAAUGAUUGUGACCUGUUUGUAAGAUAAAUGUUUAAAUUAGAACUUGGGUCUAGGAGGCCACAUGCAGCAUGGCUUCUGUAAUUAUACUGUAAAUUAGAAUAAAAUACAAAUUCAAAGGAA
This is a messenger RNA of Lingula anatina, 3984 nucleotides long. RefSeq lists its product as uncharacterized. NCBI's taxonomy places the organism in Eukaryota, Metazoa, Brachiopoda, Lingulata, Lingulida, Lingulidae. The record is from RefSeq and is a predicted model, not a curated record. Gene Ontology annotation, molecular function: RNA polymerase II complex binding. Gene Ontology annotation, biological process: mRNA 3'-end processing.